UCGAUCUGUUAUGGUUAUAAUGACGGCAAGCAAACAAAUGGGUAGUUCAGAGCUCUAACAUGUUCCAUGGCCGCAAGGGACGCCAACCCAAUCGCCAGCGCCAAGAAGGUCCCUCUCUUUCCCCUUCUCUCUCUCAUUUGCUUCACUUCCAUCUUCCUCAUUCUCUCGCAGUUCCGAAAGACUUCUAUUCCUUCGACAACAACUUCUCCUUAUCACAGCUUCGAUAUCGCCGAUGAGGAAUCUCGGAGCACCGUUCGGGUCGGGUCUUGCGACUACUCCGAUGGAUCCUGGGUCUACGAUCCGAAGGCGGCAAGUGCUAGGUACGACCACACGUGCAAGGAGAUUUUCAAGGGCUGGAAUUGUAGGCUUGGGAACAAAUCGAACGCUGGAGACAUUGUCAAGUGGCGGUGGAAGCCUAAGCGCUGCGAUCUUCCGCAGUUUGACGCCGUUAGGUUUCUUCGGGAUUACAGAGAUAGCAGCAUCGGUUUUGUUGGGGAUUCCUUAAACAGGAAUAUGUUUGUGUCGCUUUUCUGCACUCUUAAAAGUGUGUCCAAUGAAGUGAAGAAGUGGCGACCAGCUGGUGCUGACCGUGGAUUCACAUUUCUGCAAUACAAUCUCACCAUUGCAUAUCAUCGAACAAAUCUCUUGGCUCGUUAUGGUAGAUGGUCAGCUAAUGCAAACGGUGGUGCAUUAGAAUCUCUUGGAUUCAAAGAGGGCUUCAGAGUUGAUGUUGAUGUUCCAGAAAGCACAUGGGCACAAGCUCCAAGUUUUCAUGACAUUUUAAUUUUUAAUACUGGCCACUGGUGGUGGGCCCCUUCAAAAUUUGACCCUGUAAAGUCACCUAUGCUUUUCUUCAACAAAGGCCAGCCAGUAGUCCCUCCAUUGCCUCCUGAUCGUGGCCUUGAUUUGGUUUUGGAGCACAUGAUACCUUAUGUGGAGGGAAGGGCGAAAUCAAAUGCAGUAAAAAUUUUCCGUGCUCAAUCGCCCAGGCAUUUUGAAGGUGGUGAUUGGGAUCAAGGUGGUUCUUGUCGAAGGCUUCAACCUUUAUCAACAGAGCAGGUGGAAAACCUGUUCUCAGUAAAGAAUAACGGGACAAACGUGGAGACUCGAUUGGUCAAUGAACACCUCUACGAGGCUCUUUCAGGGUCUGGUUUUGUUGUUUUGGACAUAACUCAUCUGAGUGAGUUCAGAGCUGAUGCUCAUCCAUCGACGGCGGGUGGAAAAAAACACGAUGACUGCAUGCACUGGUGCCUACCAGGACUCACAGAUACCUGGAAUGACUUGUUCAUAGAGCAUCUAUAUAGUAUCAAGAACAGAAGUUGAUGAUUGACUUGUUCAUAUUCCACUCAAGAAGAAGAAAAAAUUGUUCAUAUGUUUCUUGUACUACACACGUGUUUUGAUGACGUUUUAUUCAAUGACUCUAGUUCAGUAUAUGAUAGUAGAGUACUUGUUUCCUUCUCAA
Molecule: messenger RNA, 1462 nt
Organism: Prosopis cineraria
Lineage: Eukaryota; Viridiplantae; Streptophyta; Magnoliopsida; Fabales; Fabaceae
Product: protein trichome birefringence-like 13
Exons: 6
Coding region: 67-1323 (418 amino acids)
Cellular component (GO): Golgi apparatus
Molecular function (GO): O-acetyltransferase activity
Source: RefSeq, a predicted model, not a curated record